UGAUAUUUGAGGAGGGCUCCGUUCGCAAAGUGUUCAGUUUGAUUUUAUCCAUCCUACAAUCUAGCCAACAUAAUGAUGACACAAACUGAGGUGACAGAGCAAGAGCAGACAUCUCAAAGCUCGAUUGGUUCAAAAGAAAACAACCUAAAAGUUAUCAGCGAUAGUUAUACGACCAUUCUCGAGGCGAUUGGAGAGGACCCCAACCGGGAAGGCCUCAGGGACACGCCUUUGCGUGCGGCUAAGGCCAUUCAGUUCUUCGUCAAAGGCUACACCGACUCCCUGGAUGUGGCUGUUAACAGCGCCAUCUUCAGCGAGAACACGGAUGAAAUGGUGGUGGUGAAAAAUAUUGAGAUGUUCUCCAUGUGCGAACACCACCUGGUGCCAUUUUAUGGGAAGGUAUCCAUUGGCUAUUUACCCAACAAGAAAGUCAUCGGACUGAGUAAGUUGGCUCGAAUUGUGGAGAUCUACUCCAGAAGAUUGCAAAUCCAAGAGCGACUCACCAAGGAGAUUGCCUUGGCCGUCACGGAAGCUGUGGCACCCGUUGGGGUUGGGGUGGUGGUGGAAGCCUCGCAUAUGUGUAUGGUGAUGAGAGGAAUCCAGAAAAUCAAUAGCACUGCCAUUACUAGUUGUAUGUUGGGGGAGUUCCGAGAUGACCCGAAAACCAGGAAUGAGUUCUUGACCUUAGUCAACAAGUAAUGACAUAUUGAGUACAGUAGUGACAAUUGCAUGUUAUAAAAAUAUGGAAUAAAAAUUUGAAGGAUUA
Tigriopus californicus is the source of this 763-nucleotide messenger RNA. RefSeq names its product GTP cyclohydrolase 1-like. The transcript has a single exon. Gene Ontology annotation, cellular component: cytoplasm. Bases 73 to 696 code for a protein of 207 amino acids. Gene Ontology annotation, molecular function: GTP cyclohydrolase I activity; GTP binding; zinc ion binding. The record is from RefSeq and is a predicted model, not a curated record. Gene Ontology annotation, biological process: tetrahydrobiopterin biosynthetic process; tetrahydrofolate biosynthetic process. Lineage: Eukaryota; Metazoa; Arthropoda; Copepoda; Harpacticoida; Harpacticidae.